AUUUCGCAUGUUUGGGCGACGCCAUCAGGAGGCGUUCCUUCAUAUGCUGCGCGUGUGCACGAGCCUCCACACCGUGCAGCUUCCGUAUGCGGUCGACGUGCUUGAAGCCAUGACGACGCCGGCCCACUGCGUCCAGGACCUUGAGCUCCAACACCGCAGCAACAGUCCAGAGUACCCACUCGACGCCGCGCCGAUCAUUGAGCGCUGGCUUGCGUCGGGCCACGCGCGACGCUUGAGCCUCGUUGGCUUCAGCACUGGCGACGCAGGUCUCGGCAAAGCGCUGGCGCUGGCGGCAUCGACGCUCUCGAAUCUGUGCUUGACAGAUUCGCCUGCCGUCGUGGAGACCAUCAUUUCAAAUGGCGUUGCGUGGACGCACCUCACGGAGCUUGACCUCGGCCUCAGCAUCACGUCAACUGGUACGCCAUUACGUGAGCUCGUGCCGCUGCUCAACCUGUCGAAGCUCCAGAAGCUCACCCUUCGCGACGCCCCAGGCAACAACUUGGACUUCUUUGAGACCAUCCUGCCUUCCCUCGUGGCGCUCACCGACCUCCGUCUCGUCCACGUCAACCGCUGA
This is a messenger RNA of Saprolegnia parasitica CBS 223.65, 574 nucleotides long. RefSeq lists its product as hypothetical. Lineage: Eukaryota; Oomycota; Saprolegniomycetes; Saprolegniales; Saprolegniaceae. The record is from RefSeq and is a predicted model, not a curated record. Bases 8 to 574 code for a protein of 188 amino acids. The transcript has 2 exons.